Neurospora tetrasperma FGSC 2508 is the source of this 1430-nucleotide messenger RNA. RefSeq lists its product as uncharacterized. The record is from RefSeq and is a predicted model, not a curated record. The coding region runs from base 1 to 1296 and encodes 431 amino acids. The transcript is spliced from 2 exons. Lineage: Eukaryota; Fungi; Ascomycota; Sordariomycetes; Sordariales; Sordariaceae.
AUGUCGCGACGACCAGAUUCCUUUCGCAUGUCGAGUCGGUCUUCAUUCUCAUCAUCAGCGUCGUCAUCAUCAUUAUCAUCGCCGUCGUCGUCGCAGUCUGCGACGGCCUUCAAGCGUGCCGCUUUCGACGCUAUCCACCAUAUCCGGGCGUCAUUUGCAUCUGCGACACAAAAGCGCAGUAUUGAUCCCAAUUGUUCGCCACAGCCGGGCGUGAACCUGUGCGAGAAGCCAGCAGAGGCAACCUCAGAUGUUACCUGGGCGAUUAUUGGCAGUGUGCUCGCUUUCGUUGCGGCAACUACCAUUAUAGUAGCAUAUCUUCUUCACCUUCGCCGGAAAAAGGUCCACAAGAAAGAAGAUCAAAAUGACCCGUUCCAGAUGGACGACUAUGGUUUCGACGAAGCCGCUGCCGCAGAAGCAGCCAAGUCAAAGGCGAAUUUAUUCCGACGAUCCCAUCAAUCCUCUACCACUUCGGUUUCCACGCCAUCGCCAUCAAAACCCAUGGAACGCAGGCUGUCCUUUGACGAAUCGCCCUACGCUGUUGGCGCCGCUGCCGGGAUCCGAUCCUCUACAGCCAUUGGGGGAGAUGUUAUCUACAGCGAAGUCAGCACUCCACCGGGCGCGGCACUGCCGCCUGGCGUCGGCUUGAGAGAAAGUCAAUUCCUCGGGGUUCCAGGAAUUGAGGGGAUGGACUUGGGUGGUUUCCCGAUGGAUCGGGAACGUGAAAGGGAGCGGUCGAGAUCGAGGGCCCGGUCGACUUAUUCCCACUCUCCUCACAAUGGAUCCCGUAGACAGAUGCAGCGCCGAUCCCGACCCUCCAGUGUGCAGAGCGCUCCAUUUACGCCCGGAAGCCUGACACCAACGCGAGGACCUAGACCGGCUGCGGGAGGCGACGGGGCCAGUGCCGCCAGUAGCAGCGGCCUUCGCUCUCCCCUUUCCGACGAUGCUUCCUCUGCUUCUGUCAGGUCUUCCGAGAUGUUGCGUCCGCCCGUCGAUGGUGAUAUUGACACUCUUGCUGGCGCCGAUAUGCUCGGCCCGGUAUCAUGGGAGAAGGAUCAACAGCAAGGAAAAAUGGUGGUGGUGAGGGAGACGACAGUGGAGAAGAAGGGAAGCAGCGAAACAAUUGCAGAGGAAGACGAAAAGGCCGAUAAGCCUAAGAGCAGUCAUGGGAUCCGCGUGGUAGCCCCGGAAACAGAACGGGUCGCUGAGGAGGAGGGGGAAAAACCUAUAACCGCUGAACUGGAGACAGUAGAGGUCGGGAUGGAGGGAAAAAAGAUCGAGCAAGCGCCAAGGAUAUGACCUGACCGCGAAUUAAUGACGCGUACGCGCGCGCGGGGAGGAGCAUUUUGGAUGCGUAUGGUGUAAUGAAUCAUUUGCUGCUUACAGGGAAGGAUAAAAUGGGUGCAAUACCGAAGGGUUAAAGAUAUGUCUUG